ACGCGUCGGGCGUCGAGGCCACAAGACGUGGUCGUACCAACAUCGCGCCGCGGGCCCAAGCCCCAGUUUGAAAUAGCGCGCGCGGUGGACACCACGUACGUUACGAAUUCAGUGUGGAAAAUAAUAAUAUUUCAAUAAAUCAUGGCAAACAUAAUGGAUUUGGCCACUGAGGACAAACUCGAAUACCACUUCUUCCCGGUAUCGAGCGGUUCCGUGCAGUUCAAAGUCAGAGCUGCCAACGAUGCACACAUUGCCCUCACCAUGGGUCCCCAAGAAAGCGACCCCAUGAUUGAGGUCUUCCUCGGAGGUUGGGGCAACACCAAGAGCGUGAUCAGGAGGAACAGAACCAAGCCAGACAAAGUUGAAAUCGAAACCGCCGGCAUUUUAAAUGGUGGUGAAUUCCGUGGCUUCUGGCUGCGUUGGGACGGUGGCAUUAUUUCCGCCGGUCGGGAAGGCGAAGCCAUUCCAUUCCUGUCUUGGGCAGACCCAGAACCAUUCCCAAUUGCCUUCGUCGGUGUAUGCACAGGAUGGGGCGCGACCGGCACAUGGAAGAUCGAAGAUGGUGCUGAAUUCAAUACUCCGGACCAGUUAGAGUAUAAAUUCGGACCCGUUGUCUCUGGUUCUCUGAGUUUUGAGUUUCGCGGUCCCCACAACUGCCAUGUAGCCCUGACACCAGCUCCCGGUGAAGUGGACCCUAUGUACGAAAUUAUGAUUGGUGGUUGGGAAAACACCAAGUCGGUUAUUAGACACUGCAGACAGAAACCCGAUAAGGUUGAGGUACCAACUCCAGGAAUUAUGAAUCCUAAUGAAUUCAGGAAAUUUUUGAUCGAAUGGAGAUGCGGCAGAGUGAUUGUCCGCGACGGCGAGUCAGGCAUGGUUAUCAUGGAGUGGGUGGACCCGACACCGUUCAGUAUCACACACUUCGGUGUGCGCACUGGCUGGGGUGCUCGCGGCCAAUGGCGUAUUAGCCACUUCGGCAAUCCCGGCGCUCAUUCCCUUGCUCCAUCGGCGCCCGUGGCAGCUCCUCUAUACGCUGCGCCACCCGGCUACCCCGGUGCUAUGGGGUACAACGCACCCCCGCCCGUGAUGGCUGGCGCCGGUAACUGGGUAGACGCCAGUGGCGGACAGAUCCCCCCUGGUGCCGUCGUCGGAGGCCAGGACUGCAGUGGCGAGCCGCUGUACGUCGCCAGAGCGCAGCACGAAGGCGCUGUCAUCCCCGGAAAGCUGUGCGCUUCCCAUGGAUGCGCCUACGUGCCAUGGGGUGGCCAGGAGCAUGGCAAACCUCAAUACCAGGUGCUAGUCGGCGGCCCCAACAACUGGGUGCGCACUAACGGCUCCAACGUGCCCCCCGGCGCGUUCCCCGGCGGUCAGUCGGAAGACGGUGAGCCUCUAUACGUCGGCCGCGUGAACCACGAGGGCAGUCUCACCACCGGCAAGGUGCAGCAGUCCCACGGCGUCUGCUACAUCUCCUUCGCAGGACAAGAGCUCGGCUUCCCCGACUACGAAAUCCUUAUGCCCUAGAUUUUAAUAUAAACUUCGAAAAUGAAUCUCACGAUUAUGCGUAGGAAUGUUACGGAAAACUGCUUCCACAUAAAAAAAUGAGCAAUUAAAUGGUGCAUUUGAGUACCAGCAUUAAGUCAUGUCACGCUGUGCCUGUUCGUCCGUAUGUUAAUGUUUAAUGCACUGCAUAAUUUUAUUUUAUCUGGUGUUGGUUAUGUAGCGCAUAACUGACGACAUCUAUAUGUAAUAAUAUUUUUGUUAAAUUAUUAUAAAAUAUUUACCUAUUUAA
This is a messenger RNA of Helicoverpa zea (corn earworm), 1789 nucleotides long. RefSeq lists its product as uncharacterized. The transcript has 7 exons. NCBI's taxonomy places the organism in Eukaryota, Metazoa, Arthropoda, Insecta, Lepidoptera, Noctuidae. The record is from RefSeq and is a predicted model, not a curated record. The coding region runs from base 142 to 1521 and encodes 459 amino acids.